GCCAUUUUGCAUCAUCCUAGUUGAGUGAAAGAGUGGAGCCGGAUCAACGGCAGGGAUUUGGUCACUUUUUCAUUUUCAACACGUUUCCCUCCGGAGUCGUCCAUACAUAGCAGGCCAAGUUACUAAUUGACAGAUAACGGAGACAUGGCCACAGAGCAUAUAAAUGGAAACGGUACUGAAGAACCAAUGGAGACUUCGGCUGCAGUUACCCAUUCAGAACACUUCCAGACAUUAUUAGACGCUGGGUUACCUAGAAAAGUUGCUGUCAAACUAGAUGAAAUUUACAUAGCAGGUCUGGUCUCACACAGUGAUCUUGAUGAUCGGGCGAUUGAAGCUCUAAAGGAAUUUAACGAGGAAGGCGCUCUUCAAGUGCUCGUGCAGUUUAAAGACAGCGACCUCUCACAUGUUCAGAACAAAAGUGCCUUUCUCUGUGGAGUAAUGAAGACGUACAGACAGCGGGAGAAGCAGGGGACUAAAGUGUCAGAUUCUAAUAAAGGACCAGAUGAGGCAAAAAUCAAAGCUUUGCUCGAGAGAACUGGCUACACACUUGAUGUGACAACAGGUCAGAGGAAAUAUGGUGGCCCUCCUCCAGAGUCGACUCACUCAGGAGGACAACCCACAGUUGGCACAGAGAUUUUUGUUGGAAAAAUACCAAGAGAUCUCUUUGAGGAUGAGUUGGUUCCCCUUUUUGAAAAAGCAGGGCCCAUAUGGGACCUGCGGCUGAUGAUGGACCCCCUCAGUGGCCUGAAUAGGGGUUAUGCUUUUGUCACGUUCUGCACUAAAGAGGCUGCUCAGGAGGCAGUAAAACUGUGUAACAACAAUGAGAUCCGCCCAGGCAAACACAUUGGAGUUUGCAUCUCAGUGGCCAAUAAUAGACUGUUUGUGGGGUCUAUCCCCAAGAGCAAAACCAAGGAGCAGAUAGUGGAGGAAUUUGCCAAAGUUACAGAGGGGCUGAAUGAUGUAAUUUUGUAUCAUCAGCCGGAUGACAAGAAGAAAAAUAGAGGCUUUUGCUUUUUGGAGUAUGAGGAUCACAAAACGGCAGCUCAAGCACGUCGCAGGUUGAUGAGCGGCAAGGUGAAGGUGUGGGGGAAUGUGGUGACUGUGGAAUGGGCUGACCCCAUUGAAGACCCUGAUCCAGAGGUCAUGGCAAAGGUUAAAGUACUUUUUGUAAGAAACCUCACAAGCACUGUUUCAGAAGAACUCUUGGAAAAGACUUUCAGUCAGUUUGAAUUAGAGCGGGUCAAGAAGCUUAAAGAUUAUGCCUUUAUUCACUUUGAGGACAGGGAUGGUGCUGUUAAGGCCUUAGCUGAAAUGAAUGGAAAAGAUUUGGAAGGUGAACAAAUCGAAAUCGUCUUUGCAAAGCCACCUGACCAGAAGAGGAAAGAACGGAAGGCUCAACGACAAGCAGCUAAAACCCAAAUGUAUGAUGAUUAUUAUUAUUACUACGGCCCACCACACAUGCCUCCUCCCACGAGAGUGAGGGGCAGAGGAGGCAGGGGAGGCUUCUCCUAUCCUCAUGACUACUACGGCUAUGAAGAUUAUUACGAUUACUACGGCUAUGACUAUCACAACUACCGAGGGGGCUAUGAAGACCCGUACUAUGGCUAUGAGGACUUCCAAGCCCAAGGCAGAGGAAGAGGUGGAAGAGGAGCCCGUGGGUCUUCGCUGACACGUGGGCGUGGAACCUCCACGGCUAGAGGACGAGGAGGCUUCUCCCAGCGCGGUGGCCCAGGGGCCAGCAGAGGCACGCGUGGCGGGUCCCGAGGAGGUGCUCAGCAAAGAGGCCACGUGGCACCUUGCGGAAGAAAUGGACCAAAGCAGGGAAAGGGGGUCGAGGCUGGUCCUGACCAGUUACAGUGAAGACUGACUUGCUACAUGGGGUUACACCAGAAGCUGCCAGUGGACAUGGUGGUAAGGAUGAGGCAAUGGUCCAAUGAUAUUCCAACCUUACAGAAGUUAAAUCUCCCAUACUGCCACCCCAGAAACCAGUGGAAGUUCUGUACCCUUGGGCUUGGAAUUUCUUGUAUGAAUAUACAGUCUCACAUUCAAAAUGUAGGUCACAUGCUACUCCCUGUAUCAUGCCCCAAAAUUACAAAGUACAUCAGUUAAAAUAAACAUGAGGUUCAGACUUCCUAAAGCAUACUAAAACUGUUUUUCUUAGUGUUUUUUUUUUUCCCUUUUUUUGCACUUUUUUUGAGUUUGAAGUGGCUCAAAGGAGCUUGAUGCUAAUGUAUAUUUUUGUGCUAAUUGCAAUUUUAUUGUCCAUGUUUGUCUAAAUUUUUUUAUUUGGAUGAAGAGGACAUCUGCAGGUUUUUGGUGUAACCACCUUGCAUGAAUAAGUCAGGCAUUCCAGGAAAGUGGUUCUUUUCAGAACUUCUCUUUUAAAGGGUUGGUGAACUACCUCAGUACAGAGGAUUGAACUACCCUGCCUGUACUGUAAAUAGGGAAACAUACUGAUAAAAGCAGGGUUUGUUUUUUUAUAAAAUAUGCAUUAGAGCAGCUGCUCAAAAGAUGUACUUAAUGUAAUAUAGUCAUUUUGCUGUUGCUCUGACGCUGCGAACAGUCAAACUGGGCAUGCAAAGUAAUCUCAUAUGAUGAGCCUAAACAAGCCCUGCUUUUAUCUUAUUUUGAACUGAAUUAGCCUUGCUUCUUCAGACCAUGUAGUUACUGGUUGUAUGAUUGUAUGAUAGUUUUGGAAUAAAAUGUUACUUUUGUAAAGGCUUGAACAUCACAAAGGCAUCAACUGCUUUUGGUAAGCCAUGCAGUGUCCCUUUUUUUUCUUGAAGGGGG
Electrophorus electricus (electric eel) is the source of this 2790-nucleotide messenger RNA. It is a transcript of the gene syncripl, whose product is annotated as synaptotagmin binding, cytoplasmic RNA interacting protein, like. Lineage: Eukaryota; Metazoa; Chordata; Actinopteri; Gymnotiformes; Gymnotidae. The record is from RefSeq and is a predicted model, not a curated record. Gene Ontology annotation, molecular function: RNA binding.